Messenger RNA from Vidua macroura (Pin-tailed whydah), 6409 nucleotides. RefSeq names its product phosphodiesterase 8A (gene PDE8A). NCBI's taxonomy places the organism in Eukaryota, Metazoa, Chordata, Aves, Passeriformes, Viduidae. Gene Ontology annotation, biological process: regulation of DNA-templated transcription; signal transduction; cellular response to epidermal growth factor stimulus. The transcript has 28 exons. The coding region runs from base 321 to 2885 and encodes 854 amino acids. Gene Ontology annotation, molecular function: 3',5'-cyclic-AMP phosphodiesterase activity. The record is from RefSeq and is a predicted model, not a curated record.
UUAAUAAUAAUCUGUGAAAAUACGAAGUCGACCGGUUCUUGAUUUCCCCCCUUCCCUCCCCUCCAGCUCCCCAGCCCACUGCUGAGAUUGAGCUAAAAGGACCUGUUUCCUGGAGGACGAGAACAGACACGUUUCUGGUGGUGUAGAAGGGACCGAUGGCCAUGCUUCAGAGUGUAGCGGAGACGCAGGAGAGAGAUUCAACCUGUUAACAAAAAAAUUAAGCAGGGGCAAAAUAUCAACGGGAAGGAAAGAUAUAUAUACAUAUAUACACAAGUGUAUAUAUAUACAAUUUAGAAGUAUUCCCCAGGUGGCCACAAAGCAUGGGCUGUGUUCCAAGCACCAACCUCUCUGACAGCAGAGUGAUCUGUCACAGUAGCAAUGAGUCUGAGGAGUACAAUUUCCCUCACCAGACCAACACAACCAUGUCUCAGCAGCAGCAAGGCAACCCCGUCCCAGGAUUAUUCAUUAAAUGCUACAACACAUCCACUUAUGAGGCGAGGACUAAUUCCUCUAAGAAAGACAAGAGGGAGAACAGCCAGAGCAUGGAGGCAGAGGCCCAGACCGGCAGAUCCAAUGUUAAGGCACCAGUAACAGAUGUGCAGUUUGGCCCUAUGAGACUUCAUCAAGAUCAGCUUCAGGUACUUUUAGUGUUUGCUGAGGAGGACGAGCAGAGUAACGGGUUCCGCUGGGCGUGUGACAAGGCUGGAUUUCGGUGUAAUCUUGCCAGGACACCUCAGUCUGCACUAGAAUGUUUUCUAGAUAAGCACCAUGACAUUAUCAUCAUUGACCAUAGACAUUCCAGAUACUUUGAUGCAGAAGCAUUAUGCAGGUCUAUCAGAACAACGAAAGCCUCAGAAAAUACAGUCAUUAUUUGUGUGGUACAAAGGCACACUGAUCGUGAGGAGUCAUCAAUAUUGCCCCUGAUCUCUGCUGGCUUCACAAGGAGAUAUGUAGAAAAUUCUAGUAGAAUGGCCUGUUACAAUGAGUUGAUUCAGCUGGAAUUUGGACAGGUGCAGGCACAAUUCAAACUAAGGGCAUGUAAUUCAUUAUUUACAGCAUUAGAGAAAAGUCAAGAAGCCAUUGAGAUCACAAGUGAAGACCAUGUAAUACAGUACGUCAAUCCUGCUUUUGAAACAAUGAUGGGCUAUCAAAUAGGUGAACUAAUAGAAAAGGAAUUAACAGAAGUGCCUAUAAAUGAAAAAAAAGCUGAUUUCCUAGAUACUAUUAAUUCCUGCAUAAAGAUAGGAAAGGAAUGGCAAGGAAUGUACUAUGCGAAAAAGAAAAAUGGAGAUAGCAUACAACAAAAUGUGAAGAUACUACCUGUCAUUGGACAGGGAGGAAAGAUUAGACACUAUGUGUCAAUUAGUAGACUGUGCAAUGACAACAAUAAGGUGGAGAAGACAUGUGAAUGUAUUCAGGCUGAAUCUCAGACAGAUACUCAGACAUGCAGACACAAAGACAUGAGGAAAGGAUCCCUGGAUGUCAGAUCCACAACAUCACGUGGGAGCGAUGGCAGCUCCCAGCGGCGCCGCUCCUCCAUGGCCAGGGUCCAUUCCAUGACGAUUGAGGCUCCCAUCACCAAGGUAAUAAACAUCAUCAAUGCUGCACAAGAGAGCAGUCCCAUGCCAGUUGCAGAAGCUUUAGACCGGGCUUUGGAGAUUUUAAGAACCACUGAAUUGUACUCUCCACAACUGGGGACAAAAGAUGAGGAUCCACAUACAAGUGACCUUGUUGGAGGGUUAAUGACAGAUGGUUUACGAAGAUUAUCAGGGAACGAAUACAUAUUGUCAGCAAAACAAACUCAUCAGGUUGCUGGCAGUCUGAGCUCUCCAAUCUCCCUCAAUGACAUACCCCCACGGAUAACACAGGCAAUGGAAAAUGAGGAACAGUGGGAUUUUGAUAUCUUUGAACUUGAGGCUGCCACCCAUAAAAGGCCUUUGGUUUAUCUGGGUCUCAAAAUAUUUGCUCGCUUUGGAAUCUGUGAAUUCCUGAACUGUUCAGAAUCCACUCUGAGGUCAUGGUUACAAGUUAUUGAGGCUAACUACCAUUCCUCCAACUCCUACCAUAAUUCUACUCAUUCAGCAGAUGUACUACACGCUACUGCUUACUUCUUGUCUAAAGAAAGAGUAAAGCAAACUCUGGAUCCAAUUGAUGAGGUUGCCGCGCUCAUUGCUGCCACAGUCCAUGAUGUGGAUCACCCAGGAAGAACCAAUUCGUUCCUGUGCAAUGCUGGCAGCGAGCUCGCAAUUCUCUACAACGACACGGCCGUGCUGGAGAGCCACCACGCUGCCCUGGCUUUCCAGCUCACCACCCGGGAUGGCAAAUGCAAUAUAUUUAAAAACAUGGAGAGGAAUGAGUAUCGAACCCUUCGCCAAGUCAUUAUUGACAUGGUCUUAGCAACAGAAAUGACAAAGCACUUUGAACAUGUCAACAAGUUUGUCAACAGCAUUAACAAACCCUUGGCAGCACUAGAAGAAAAUGGGAAUAAUGGUGAUGGAGAGUCAAUCAAAACUGUUCUCAGGUCUCCUGAAAACCGUAUCCUUAUCAAGCGCAUGUUGAUAAAGUGUGCUGACAUUUCCAAUCCAUGCAGACCCAGAGAACAGUGUAUAGAAUGGGCCGGCCGCAUCUCUGAGGAGUACUUUGCACAGACUGACGAAGAAAGGAGGCAAGGUUUACCUGUUGUGAUGCCAGUUUUUGACAGAAAUACUUGCAGCAUCCCCAAAUCCCAAUUAUCAUUCAUUGAUUACUUCAUUAUUGAUAUGUUUGAUGCCUGGGAUGCAUUUGCCGACCUGCCAAAUCUGAUGGAGCAUCUGAAUAAUAACAUUAAAUACUGGAAAGGACUGGAUGGAAGGAACCUGCGAGUCCUUCGACCACCACCAGAAUAGCAGUUAGACCAUGGUGUGUCAUUCACUAGCCAGAUGCAUAUUUAUUCAAGCUCACUUUUAUCUGUGUGAAUUCAGAUUUGUUUUGGUCUCUUCAGUAUUACAGUAAAGCUAGCCCAUGCACUUGGGGAACUUUCACGUUCAAGAGAACACGAGGUCAGCAGUUGACUUCCACAAAGUACCAUGUGUGGACUCGGAUGAAAUAAGCCCACCAAGUGGAAUUACACUGGAUUGCUGCAGUACUUGUACUGAAGAGGGUUUAUUAUAACAUACUUCUGUGAUAUCUUCAUACCAGCACAUGAAGCUGGAAGACCUUGAAGAGAAUCCUUAUGAAAAGGACAUUCACUAGAAGUUUAUCUAUUAAUAGAGACUCACAGCUUUUAUAAGAAAGCUACAUGCUUUUUAUAAGCACUUCAGACAGUUAUGUAGAACAAUCAGACAUUUAAAAUGCAACUGUCUAUGAAAGAAUUUUUUGAUCUAUGAAAAAUAGAUGUACUGUAUUUUUUCACAUCACAGAAGGUGCAAUCAUUCACUUCUGAGCACUACUGAAAGUGAGUUCUCCUUAAGAAAUUUAGUAGCAAAUGUAAAAAAUAACACAAGAAUUUUGAGGUUGAUCGUUAGCAUCUAUGAUUAAAAUGUUAUGUUUUAUUUAUUUUGUUAGAUGUUCAAUAUUUUCUAUGAAUUUAUAAAUACUUAAAAGCCAAAGCCAACUUUAGAUGCAUUAUAAAUUUACAUGAUUCAUACUCAUUAAUAUACAUUUAAUUGAUGUACAGACCUUUUAUUUUCAUAAUGCAAAUACAAAAUACUAUACAAUGAUACAUUUUUAUUGCACUGUAAGGAUAGAUGUGUAUGUUUAAAUAUUGUCUGAUUUAUGUUAAUUAAAAUAAGUUUUAUUAAAAAGGUCUCACUUGAGAAUAGUAGAAUAAACAAGAACUGUAUACUGUCUGAGCACCAGAACUGCAGCAGUUCUCCCACAAACCAGUGAAGACCACCUGAUCUUCUCUUGGCUACAAAAAUAAUAAUGUAUUGGAACUCUGUUAUCUCCCAUGACAUUUUAUGACUGAAUUCCCUGUUAAAGUCUGCCUUAUUUUAUAUAGUAUUUCUACAAAGCAUUCCACAGCAUAUAUGAAGAGGUGAUACUAAGGUGAUUCAACAUUUUAUAGCCAAUGUAUUUUCCUCUGCCAUAAAGGAAAAAGAACAUAAAACCACCAACACAAACCUUCAACUCAAGAAGUUUGUAAAGGCUGUGUACCUUCACAAUUUGAAUGAAACCUUCAUAGCAACUACCAGAAAAUAAUAAAAUGUAUAUUUUAAGAAGUGUCAAGUCCUACCCAUUUCAUUUGAAAUGUAUACGCACUUUGUAGUUUGCAGACUAACAAACACAUGAAUUUUUUUUAAAAAUAACUACGAUACUUUUUGUCGGGGGAAGGGAAAAGUUGAGGAGGUUGAACAGCAUAAGGGUGAUGAAAGGUGUAGCUGGCAAGCCCCUGUGUUUGUGGCCUGCCCUUGGCAAGCCCAUCAGACCCUUGUGCACCCUUGGACAAGUCUCUUCACAGCUCCGCGCAGUGUCGCGCUGCGUUCCACUGGAGGACUCGAGCAGUAUCCUGUCAGCCUCUCCAGUCAACAGAAAGGCAUCCAGAGGCACUGAAAGGGCUGCUGACUGUCAUUACUGCAGAGGCAAUUGAGUUCAGAGACAUUUUGAACCAUUCCUGAAGAAGCAGAAGCUGGGGAGAGGUGGAUGAUGGAGCAGUUCAGGGACUGCAGUAGCAGCCUUAAGGCUCCUGUGUCUCCAUUAGGGGAAAACUGAAUCACACAUCAGUGUCUCUUCUGCUUAUCUGCUGCAGUGAGGAUGGGAGAGGACGUGUGGACAUGAGCAUGUGGGCUCAGAGACUUAUCUGCAGAGAUACUGGUCAGAGCUCCUGAGAUGCCAGAGCUUCGUCCUCCCACCCCACUGUGCGCCAGGCUUGGUGAGACUCCCGGGAGAGCCGAAUGCCAUCGGCGGGCACGGAGUCGCAGCACUGUCCCCACGCUGGCUGGUGCCGGCUGUUUCACACUCUGCUUACUUCUGCAGGAUAGAGUACAUAUUAUGGGAAGGAAUGGAGGUGGACAAGCACAGCAGGUGCUGCACGGGAUAGUGGCUGCUGGAGGCAACACUUCAGCUGUGUGUGGAUGGAGCCAUCACUGGGGAAGCCGCUCCAUGGCCCAGCCGAGGGCAGGCCCUUUGUUCCCGGCUCCAGCGCUGGGUGAGGAGGGACACUGGACAUGCCUUGGAUUACGGGAUGCAUGGGUCACUGGUGCCCAUGAGGACUGCCUGUGGGCUUCAGCUGGCCAAAACCAGAGCUUUAGGCAUGAGUUUCUGUCCUUUGCAGAGGAUGGAGUUUGCUGUGUACCAGUGAAUGCCCAUAAGGAAAAGCAACAGGAAGAAAAAGACCCAACAGAUAGUUCUGUCACUGCCUUAGCAGUCCUGUGCCAUGGCUGGUAAUGACCAUGGGGCCAUUCUCCUGACCAGACUGCUCUGUACUCAGCCACUGGCAGCAUUACAACGGAGCUGUUUGGUACCUGUGGAGUCCUACUGCAAGGGUGUCUGAGCACCUUGCAUUUGGCUCAGAAGAUCUGCCCUUGCAACAGUCCAGCAAGAGGGUUGUGAAGUCCUGGGGACUUGGCAGUUCAGUUCACAAUUGGAAAGUAUUUUGCCAGGUUACAGCUGUGGUUUAAACACUUGAGGUGAAAGCUGGUGAAGGGGAGUGGAAUCAUGGGUUCACCAGCAGCCUUUGUGCAUUAGAGGCUCUGUUGGGAGGUUCAGAUGUCCUCAUACCUCUGCUCUGAUAUCUGUGUUACGCUCUUUCAGGUAUCUACUUGAAAAUAAGAAUGGGGCUCUCAGGGGGUAAAACAUGUUCCAGUGGUUAGAAGUUGAACCCAGAGUCAAGGAGUACAUUUUUAAACAAAGAAUGAUGCUUUCUCACCACUUCCAUCCCCUGCAGAGGAGCUGUACCCUACAGCUGCUGUUCCCUGGGAUGGCCGUGCCAGCAUCAGCAGGGCACACAUGGCCACAAGCUGCUUUGCUCACUUGCAGACAAAGCAACUGAGUCUCUGGCCCGCUUACAGGAGGACUGACAAAGUGACCAUAACAACCUUUUCUGUCCUGAAAAUAUCUUAAUUCCUGGUAGGUUAAGAAAUGAUGCUGUGCUGGUAUAGCUCAGUGUUGCUAAACCCAUCUUCUUAGGCUUUUGAAACAGAUAUCCAAGAGCAGCUGGUACUAAUCACUGCUGUAGCGACAUACUCAGCUCCCAUUUUUGUGGUUUCUAAAGGCCUGGUUUUGCAAGACUUUUUUAAAGCUCUUUGAGAAAGAACAGACAAGCUUUUGACACACAGUUCUAUGUAAAAUCUCUAGUUUUGCCAACGGCAUUUAUUUGUAGAGACCCUGCAUAUUAUAGAGGCCACUGCUUGUUCCUGGCGAUUCCCUAGAAUGGAAACUUAAAACCAAUGAUUUUUGUAAUGAAUGUGCAAUAAAUCUGUGGAAAAGCUUC